AUUCCUCGUCCUUGCAGGGAAAUCAGCGCCAGCCUUCGUUUUUUUGUGAUGGCCGUGAAUUUAAAAGGAAUUCUUGAAGAUGCUAAGAUAGCACGUGAGAAAGCGCUAGUUGGAGAGUAUGAUGCAGCAAGUGUAUAUUAUGAGGGUACCAUUCAGCAAAUACACAAGCUGCUCACAUCUAUUCACGAUCCCACGCGAAAACUAAAAUGGCAGCAGGUUCAAGGACAAAUCGUCGAGGAAUAUGACACGUUGAAACAUUUAAUAAAAAUCAAACGUUCAGGACUUUUCGAUGAAAGCCCUGCAGUUGCGGGCAUGUCGUCCCCUGCCUUCGCGUCACCGUUCGAAGAGCCCACACGAGAUUUUGGGGCAUGGCCUCCUCCCGAGCCUGUUUCCUCGUCGAUCCGAAAUCCGACUCCACCGAUGCCGCGGACAGCUCGUGGGGGGCAACGGCGGUCUAGCCAACCAUCAGGUUCAGCUCCUCGCAGCAAGCAAGUGCAAGAGAAAGGAGCUAAAAAUGGGGCUUUACGUGGUCGAGGCGCGUCUGUCGGAGCUACUCGCUUCAAACGAAGCGAAUCUGACAUUGGAGUUGGUCAAGAGAAGGAAAAGACUGACAAAGAAAAGAUCCUUGCUGAAGAAACGCCCUUGUGUCGCAAGUUCGAUUCUCAGUCAUACGACAAAGAUUUAGUGGACUUACUGGAACGGGAUAUAGUGCAGAAGAAUCCAAAUAUUAAGUGGGACGACAUCGCGGAUUUGGCGGAAGCCAAGAAGCUUCUAGAAGAGGCAGUGGUCCUGCCAAUGCUACGCCCUGAUUUUUUCACUGGCAUCCGUCGUCCAUGGAAAGGGGUCCUCAUGGUUGGACCUCCGGGAACGGGGAAGACCAUGCUUGCUAAAGCAGUUGCGACGGAGUGCCAAACGACGUUCUUCAACGUAUCAUCAGCAACACUGACCUCGAAAUAUCGCGGCGAAAGCGAGAAGAUGGUGCGGCUACUGUUUGAAAUGGCCGUUUUCUACUCUCCGAGUACGAUCUUCAUCGACGAAAUCGAUUCGUUGUGCUCGAGAAGAGGCACGGAUUCAGAGCACGAAGCUUCAAGACGGGUGAAGUCCGAGCUACUGACGCAAAUGGAUGGCAUCAGCACAUAUUCUACCGGCGAUGAUCCAGGAAAAGUCGUUAUGGUUUUGGCUGCAACUAAUUUCCCAUGGGAUAUCGAUGAAGCGCUGCGGCGAAGAUUGGAGAAACGCAUUUACAUUCCACUCCCGUCGGAUGUGGGAAGAGAAACAUUGCUUAAAAUAAGUUUGAAGGAGGUAAAACUUGAAAACGAUUUGAACCUGAAGAAAAUUGCUAAGAGGCUCAAAGGGUACUCGGGAGCCGACAUCACCAACGUCUGCAGAGACGCGUCUAUGAUGGCCAUGAGAAAGAAAAUCGCCGGUAUGAAACCGGACGAAAUUCGAGCGCUUCCGAAAGAAGAACUAGAUUUACCUGUGACAAUGGCAGACUUCGACGAGGCCAUCCGAAAGUGCAAUAAGUCAGUGUCCGAAGACGACCUGGACAAGUACGAAAAAUGGAUGAGAGAAUUUGGAGCGACUGUUCGUCCGGUGGGAUUGGAAAUCCGUCCGAUCAUCUGUUGUCUUCAUUUUUGUGAGCCAACUAUCGACAUUCUCCACACGAAAGGGGACAAAUCGUUGUUGGCACAGUUCUACUACGCGGACGAAGAAUUAUCUGCUGUGACAGCGGAGUUGGAUAGUUUAGAUGGAAAGAAGGACCCUGAAAAGUGUACGUUGCUUGUUGCUCAACUCCGUCAAUGUCAGGAUAAGGUGCUGAAUAUAAUUACGGAAAUGAUGGACUACGUCAUACCGCACGACCGUGCGCAGCGUGAUUUCCGGGUCAAGUAUCCCGAUGACGUUCUGCAAGACAAUUUGGCAGGACAACUCUGGUUCGGAGCAGAGUGUUUGGCGGCGGGUUCAAAUAUACUGAAUCGAGAAGCGGAGAGCUCUAGCAUGCGUCCAUUAGCGAAGGCUGUGGUGCGAAAUUUGGACAAGAUUCGCUCGUAUCUGCAUGAGCAGUGCUUGUCGUCUUACCCGGAAUACACGGAAAAGACCAGAGAAACCUUUAAAAUAUUUGACAGGCUUCUUGCAGAUUUCGAAUUUACGUAUGUGAGCGCAAUGGUGCCCGUCAAAACUCUUCAUGAGUAUUCCAUUCUUCAGGACGUAACAGUACUAUUUUCUGAAACUUUGCAAAGGGCUCUCAAAGUAGGACUGUUGACUCAGGACCAGGUGGACACCUGUGACCCAGCUUUGAUGUUCACGGUGCCUAGAUUGGCGAUCUUAGCUGGAUUGAUUUUCUUUCCCAUGGGUCCAUUACAACUAGAUGGGCCAGCACAGAACAUGUCGGAACUCUUUCGACCAUUUAGGAAUUUGCUGAGAAAAAUCCGGAAAUUGCUUCUAACGCUCACCGUGGAAGAACUGUGUGCCUUAGAAAAAGUUCUGUGUUCGAUGGAAGAACCGAAGGAGAUCCCAAUUUCGAAGAAUUCUUCCGGAGGGGAGUCCGAGUUGGUAAUCGAGCACAAACCCCCUCCGUUACCCCCUCCCGCAUCCGAAAUGGGCCUAGCAGGUUCCGAGAGCGACGUAACGACAGGGACCAAGGACGAGCUUGACGGUGUAGUAGAGCAAGAGGCGAGGUGUCGAGUAUCACGAGUUGCCAGUAUCGAGUGCUCGUGUGCCGUAGAAAAUAGUGAUUCAUCUGUGAUUGCUGCGAGUGAUGGUGAGCGUGUGCGGAGACCGCGGACGGACGGUGAGCGCAGGAGCCAGCGCAUAAGGAGGAGGCAUUCGGGAGCCGCUGCGGUGUCGCAUUUACGGGACCAAGAUCCUGGGGAAAGCUUCCCGGGUCAUCGUGAAGGUCGAACCCUUCGGUUAGCCAGUCUAGGCGAGAACGGUUCGGAAUCUCAGUCUGCUCCGAAAGAUUUGGAUGUUGCAUGUGCAGAUGACGAGGCUAUCGCCUUAGCGAUGCAAGCAUGUGAAUUGGCAGAUCGCGAACAAAUCCGAUCGCGAUUUAGGGAUAGCAAAGAUUUGAUUCAUCGGCUGUUCGUUUGCGUGUCUGGAAUCGCAGACCAAUUGCAGACAAAUUAUGCCGGAGAUCUGAGGAGCAUUUUGAAAGCUGUGUUUUUGAUCAAUGGAACGCCGAGCGUUGAAUGUGAGAAACCUGAUCAUAUCCAUGUUUUCAUUUAUUCUGAACCGCUCGUUCUUCUAAUUUUAGCUGGGGAUUCCAGCAGCGUUGACAGUGCUGAAGAAGCUCUUGAUGGCAGCAGGAUCUCAUCGGAUGACGGUGAGCAUGCGGCUGGAAAAACGCUCGAUGAAGACGAUGAGGACGGAUGCCUUGACUGGAAGCCACCAGAUCCCGGUCGCAUCAACGGAGGUGAAAAUUCAGCGUCAUCGUCAUCCCCUGAUGACCCUCGUCCGGAGUCUCCUGCGGAAGCCUUAAUGCGCCCGAAGGCCGUGCGCCCAAACGUGAUCCAUUAUUUGCAUCCGCAAGUCUCGCACAAUAUCGGUUCGGACAUACCGUAUUACCCUCCCGACAGACGGAAUCAGGAAUCGUUAUCUGUUCCGAUUGACGCAACUGCGGCGGUCAUGGAGAGUAAUCUCCAAGCGUCGCCGGCUUCACACGGAUACCUGAUGGCGACUUCGCCUCCGGAACAGAGCAAGGCACCAUCUUGGGUGCCGGACAGUUCUGCUCCGGAUUGCAUGGGAUGUCAAGCCCCUUUCACCGUAGUCCGAAGAAGGCAUCAUUGUCGCAGCUGUGGCAAGGUGUUCUGCUCCAAGUGCAGUCGAAAUAACGUUGCCCUACCGCAUUUCGGACACAAGAAACCGGUUCGGGUAUGCAACAGGUGCUUCAUGUACCAAGUAAACCCCUUCACUCUUCAAGAAGUUCUUUGA
This is a messenger RNA of Notodromas monacha, 3927 nucleotides long. The record is from the annotation of a GenBank genome assembly. Lineage: Eukaryota; Metazoa; Arthropoda; Ostracoda; Podocopida; Cyprididae.